CCCAACUCCGUCCUCGCCGAACCCAGCAACCCACCCGUAAACAACUUGUCUUUCCGAGGAGCACCGUCCUCGGUCGUAUGUAAAUCAAUCAUAAGCAUGGCAGGCCGCGUGCCCUCGAUCGCCUGCAUAGGCAUUAUCGGGAAACAUAACAAUCCUCUCCACAUCUCCCUCUUCCCGCCCGAGGCCCGCGCUCCCCUUGAAUUCUCCUUUCUUCUCUCCUCGUCCCUCGACAUCUUCGAGGCUCGCCUGCCGCACAAGACGGCCGACCAGGACUUCGGUUUGCUGCAGGCCGUCGAUGAGCGCCUGGCCAUGUACGGCUGGAUGACCAACACGGGCGUCAAGUUCGUUAUCAUCGUCGACAUGGAGGGCCGCUCGGCCACGAGCUCCGACGCCAAGGUCACGGCCGCCGUAGGCCUACGGGAUGCCGAUGUGAAGCCGGCUUUCAGAGCGUUGCAGACGGCCUAUAUCGGUCUGAUGCGUAACCCGUUCUAUGACCCGGAUCAGCAUUCGCCUCUAACGGCAAAUGCGGCGCAAUCAGUUGGCUCUACCCAGAUCACGAGCAGACGCUUUAUUGACGAAGUGAAGAGAAUCGGGGAGGGUUGGGCACCGGGCGUCUCCAAUCUUUAA
Molecule: messenger RNA, 627 nt
Organism: Aplosporella prunicola CBS 121167
Lineage: Eukaryota; Fungi; Ascomycota; Dothideomycetes; Botryosphaeriales; Aplosporellaceae
Exons: 3
Coding region: 97-627 (176 amino acids)
Biological process (GO): endoplasmic reticulum to Golgi vesicle-mediated transport
Cellular component (GO): cytoplasm; nucleus; TRAPP complex
Source: RefSeq, a predicted model, not a curated record